Molecule: messenger RNA, 749 nt
Organism: Puccinia graminis f. sp. tritici CRL 75-36-700-3
Lineage: Eukaryota; Fungi; Basidiomycota; Pucciniomycetes; Pucciniales; Pucciniaceae
Exons: 7
Coding region: 1-693 (230 amino acids)
Source: RefSeq, a predicted model, not a curated record
AUGGACAGCUUUAUGAAAUUGGGCCAACAAGCCUACAAGCAGUACUCCGAUAAACAAUCUCAUGGGGAUAAUACCACAGGUGGCGGUGGUGGCAAUGACUUCAACGUCAUGGGCGGUGCCCAUCUCAACCGACCAGCGGGUGGUCAAAUGAUCGAUACGGAUGGCGAUGGUAUUCCUGACUUGGAGCAGGCUGCUGCACAUGCCUCUGGAAACUCAGGCGACUCAGGAGACUCCUCUCUAUUCAAGAGCGCCGUAUCGUUCCUCAAAACCCAAGCGCAAAAGAAAGGGGACGAUGACGAUGAUGAUAUUGAUGAGGAGAAAGCGGUUGAGGCACACGAUCGAGCUUACAAUCAAAAGCAAGGUAGCUCGCUCGAUGCUAAAUCGAUGGGCACUGCUGCUGCCCUGCAAGCCUUUAAACAGUUUAGUCAAGGUGGUGGCUCAAACGAGCCGAAGCCUACCGAAGACAACAAAAGCAAAUUGAUCGGCAUGGCCAUGGCCCAGGCUGCCAAAUUAUUUGACUCUAGCGGUGGAGCAUCUGGUGGCCAAAAACAAGACGCUGUGAACUCUGCGGGCAGUAUGGUCAUGAAGUUAUUGAUGAAGCAAAAGCUACAGCAGAUGACAGGUGGUGGUGGUGGUGGCAGCAGCGGAGGCGGCUUAGGAGGCUUAGCCAGUAUGAUCGGAAAGUUUGCUUAAAAGGGGCGAAAAAUGAAUCCGAUUUCGAUGGACCUUGCUAAGGCAAAAAGAAAUUC